AUUACUCUUACUUCAUUCUUUAACUUGUUCUUUUUCUUUAAUUUUCUUACACACACACACACACUCCCUCUGUUUUUCUGUUUUUCUGUUUUUUUGACUGCUUUGGAAUCUCAGAUCUUUAUAUUCUGCAAUGUGAUUCACUCCUUUUUGCGAAAUUUAAUUUCAGAUCAUUUAAAUUCUAACUAAAGUCUCCAUCUUUUCCCUUAAAUUGCAGGUUUUAUUUAUUGAAUAAGCCAUAGCUAUGGAGUUAGGGGACAACAAGAUUCUGAACGCGGGGUUGCUGCUAGUAGCGACCCUAGUGGUAGCCAAACUCAUAUCAGCAUUAAUUAUGCCCAGAUCUAAGAAGCGGCUGCCUCCAGUGAUCAAAUCCUGGCCAAUUCUCGGUGGGUUGCUUCGAUUCCUCAAAGGCCCAGUGGUUAUGCUGCGGGAGGAGUACCCUAAGCUUGGUAGUGUGUUCACUCUGAAUCUACUGAACAAGAAUAUCACGUUCUUCGUUGGCCCAGAAGUGUCGGCCCAUUUCUUUAAGGCCCCAGAAACCGAUCUCAGUCAACAAGAGGUUUAUCAGUUCAAUGUGCCUACUUUUGGCCCUGGUGUGGUUUUUGACGUUGAUUAUACUAUCAGACAAGAGCAAUUUAGGUUCUUUACUGAAUCUUUGAGGGUAAAUAAAUUGAAGGGAUAUGUGGAUCAGAUGGUCAUGGAAGCUGAG
This is a messenger RNA of Nicotiana tabacum (common tobacco), 706 nucleotides long. The record is from RefSeq and is a predicted model, not a curated record. Lineage: Eukaryota; Viridiplantae; Streptophyta; Magnoliopsida; Solanales; Solanaceae.